AUGAAAAUUCUAACAUCUUGUGUAAUUGAAAACAAAGAUGUAUUAUUUGCAAAACUGUCGGCUUCAGUGACAAACGAGAAAAAGAAAGCUGUAUGGGAAGACAUCACAAAGCAAAUAAAUUCUUCUUCUGCCUUGUGCAAGAGGGAAACAGAAGAAAUAAAGAAGAAAUGGAAAGAUGCAAGAUCCAUUGUAAAGAAGAAAGAAGCCAGUAGAAAAUACCAGACGAAGAGAACGGGCGGAGGGCCUCCCCCGGAAUCUGUAUUCAAGGCAUGGGAACUUGACAUUUUGUCAAUUAUACCGGAUGAACUUAUCUCUGGGAUUGACGGAGGGGUUGAUACUGCCUUUGCCAGUAAUUCUGAAACAAAUAACUUAGCCUCAUCAUGCACUGCAGUCCCAUCGGAAAUUUCCGCUGGAAUUCCAUCCUUGAUUGUAGAAGAAGUUGACGUUCCGGAAGAAGCUCCAAGUGUACAUGUGUCCGGGCCUUCCACAGACAAAUUCUUUGCUUCAACUCUGUAUGGAUCUAAACGUAAAGACACGGCCAGCGACCCCGACGCUGAGUUUAUGCUGAAUUUGAUAGGAGUGAAGGAGAGAAGAGCCAUCGCAGAGGAGAGAAAAGCAGAUGCCCUAGAGAGAAUAGCGGCGGCAUUUGAAAACAAAUUUGGCAUUUAA
Saccostrea cuccullata (small rock oyster) is the source of this 669-nucleotide messenger RNA. Its product is annotated as myb/SANT-like DNA-binding domain-containing protein 4. The transcript has 6 exons. The record is from RefSeq and is a predicted model, not a curated record. Bases 1 to 669 code for a protein of 222 amino acids. NCBI's taxonomy places the organism in Eukaryota, Metazoa, Mollusca, Bivalvia, Ostreida, Ostreidae. Gene Ontology annotation, cellular component: nucleus.